AUGGAUUUCCAUCUGGUGCCCCGCGGAGAAGACCGCAACUACACCGGCUUCCUCACCAAAACAAUUGUCUACACGGCCUCGCUCAUAGUCUUCCUAGCCGCAUUCGCCCUCUCAAUAGCCUCAAUCGCAAUCCCCAACUGGGUCAGCUACCACAGCGAAAAGCCCUCGUACCACUACUCCUACGGGCUCCACCGACGCUGCUCCUCGCUCACAGACACCUGCGAGAGCUUCCCAAAGCGCGAAGACUGCAUCGGCGAGGACCGCUACUUUUGUUCCAUGUGGCGGUCCGUCGGGUUUAUGAUGUCGUUUGCGCUUGUGCUUGAGGGGAUGAGUGUCGUUGCGUAUUUGAUCAUACUUUCGGGAGGCAAGAGACUCAGGGAGAGUGGGUGGAAGAUUCUAAGUCUGCUCAUUGUGCUUUCGGCAGUUGUACAGGCGGCGAGUAUGUCUAUUGUGGCAUAUCUCUUUGACAACGAAGCGCGGUUUUUCGUCGGCUGGCAGCUUGAUCAGUCCUGGCUCUUUUGCACUGUGAGCUGGUGCGUGAGUAUCGUCUGCGCCGGCGCGUUGAUUCUUGCGGCUUACAGUCUCCCCUCGGAGGGAGGGUACGAGUUGAUUCCGGAUCACUCGUGA
This is a messenger RNA of Aspergillus calidoustus, 627 nucleotides long. NCBI's taxonomy places the organism in Eukaryota, Fungi, Ascomycota, Eurotiomycetes, Eurotiales, Aspergillaceae. The record is from the annotation of a GenBank genome assembly.